Oldenlandia corymbosa var. corymbosa is the source of this 4461-nucleotide messenger RNA. The record is from the annotation of a GenBank genome assembly. Lineage: Eukaryota; Viridiplantae; Streptophyta; Magnoliopsida; Gentianales; Rubiaceae.
AUGCCUCGCCGUAGCUCAGGAAGAUCUGCUCCACGUGCUGCUCCCCGGGCUGCACCUGCCCGUAAUCCCCCUGCACCAGUACACCAGGCUCCUCCUCCUGCUCCUGUUCAAGCUAGCGGCGGUGGAUCUAUACUUGGAGGCAUUGGUUCAACCAUAGCUCAAGGCAUGGCUUUUGGUACUGGUAGUGCAGUGGCACAUAGGGCUGUUGAUGCCGUCAUGGGUCCACGUACCAUUCAACAUGAAACUGUUGUCACUGAAGCAGCUACAGCCGCAGCUCCAGCACCGGCUUCAAAUGCUAUGGGAAUUUCUUCUGAUGCUUGCAAUAAUCAUGCUAAGGCCUUCCAAGAUUGUCUGAAUGGAUAUGGCAAUGACAUUAGCAAGUGCCAGUUCUACAUGGAUAUGUUGUCUGAGUGCCGCAGAAGCUCUGGCAUAGCUUUAGAGAGAGUGCUGGAACUGAGUUCUGAUUUUGGCAGAGAAUCCAUGAAGUCACGACCAUUAACGAAAUUUUGUCUCCCCCGUCGAUUGUAUUCAUCAUUGUAUUGCAUUAACCAUAGACUUCUUUGUGCUUCCUCAUACCCAUUAUCUUGCCAAGAGUCCAUCGGGCAACCUUUCCCGCCAAAAACUAUAUUCAAACAGGACGGUAACGAAGAACAAUACCCUCCUAAGAUUUACCGGUUGUGCGGAGACAAGGAGUUGAAAGAAGCCAUUGAGGAUUUAUGCCGUCAAAAGCGCCUCAAGGAUGCUGUUAAAUUGCUCGAGCACCACCGGGAACCACCCUCUGAGGCUGUAUACUUGGUGCUUCUGCAAUAUUGCAUCCACCAGCGAUCACUGGAGGAGGGAAAAAGAGUUUAUAAUCACAUUAAGUCGAGUGAUUUGAAGCCGAGAAUUUUCAUUUAUAACAAGAUUCUAGAUCUCUUUUGCAAAUGUGGCAGUGUUGAUUACGCACAAAACGUAUUUGAUGAAAUGCGUGUGAAGGAUUUGUGUUCCUGGAAUACAUUAAUUACAGGAUACGCUAAAGAGGGCAGAGUUGAUGAAGCUAGAAAACUGUUCGAUCGGAUGCCUGAAAGGGAUGAAUUCUCGUGGACUUCGAUGGUUUCUGGUUAUGUGAAGCAAAACAAGCCAAAAGAUGCAUUGAGGUUGUAUAAAUAUAUGCAAAAGGAUGGAUCAGUGCCUAAUAAGUUUGCACUUUCUAGUGCACUUGCGGCUGUUGCAUCUAUCCGGUCAUUGCGCUUGGGAAGGGAGAUUCAUGGCCAUAUUGUCCGGAGUGGGUGGGAUUCUGAUGGAGUGGUGUGGAGUGCUUUAUCUGAUAUGUAUGCGAAAUGCGUGUUGACCAAAAUCUUAGUGUUGAGUGAAGUUUAUGGGGCAGAAGAUGUAACCCCAAGCAGCAGCAUAUCAGAGCCAUUCAACAAGUCAAGUUUCCCUCCUGGCUUCAUUUUUGGUGCAGCUUCUGCAGCCUAUCAGUAUGAAGGGGCAGCAUUCGAAGAUGGAAAAGGGCCAAGUAUUUGGGAUGUUUGGUCACAUCAACACCCAGAGUUCAUAUUAGAUCACAGCAAUGGGGAUGUUGCUGACGAUUUCUAUCAUCGUUACAAGGGAGAUGUGAAGCUAAUGAAAUUCAUAGGGCUCAACGGUUUCAGGUUUUCCAUAUCUUGGUCUAGAGUUUUACCACACGGGAAAGUGAGCAAAGGGGUGAACAAGCUCGGAAUCGCCUUCUACAACAAUCUCAUCAACGAAUUAUUAGCCAAUGGAAUAACACCCCUGGUUACACUCUUCCACUGGGACACUCCCCAAGCCCUAGAGGAAGAAUAUCUUGGCUUUCUUAGUUCCCACAUUAUUGAUGAUUUUCGAGAUUUUGCGGAGCUUUGUUUUAAGGAAUUUGGUGAUAGGGUGAAGCACUGGACAACAUUCAACGAGCCAUGGUCAUUUUCAACCGGUGGCUAUGACUCCACGACGGCCAUCGGCACCAUAGCCCCCGGUCGGUGUUCGCCGUGGCUACACAAAUGCGCCGCCGGAAACUCUUCAACCGAACCUUACAUUGUUGCCCACCAUAUCCUCCUUGCUCAUGCAGCUGCGGCAAAGCUAUAUAGACAAAAAUACAAGCCAUAUCAAAAGGGACAGCUAGGGAUUGUGCUUGUUAGCAAUUGGAUGUUGCCUUUUGAUCCCAAAAGGGAAUCUGAUAUUCUGGCUGCCCAAAGAGGCUUAGAUUUCUUCUUGGGAUGGUUUUUAGAUCCAUUGACAUAUGGUGACUACCCAAAAACAAUGCGUAAAUUUGUGGGUGAACGCUUACCAAAAUUCACCCCAUCGCAAUCAAAAUCAGUGAAAGGAUCAUUGGAUUUCUUGGGAAUAAACUACUACACUUCUAAUUAUGCUUUUGACAUCCCCUAUAUAAAAACUGGUAACGUGAGCUGGACCUCGGAUACUCAUAUCAAUAAUACACAGAUUCGAAAUGGGAAACCGAUUGGGGCUCCGACUGGCGCCAGCAUUCUGUACGUUUACCCAAAAGGGCUUACGGACCUUCUUGUCUAUGUGAAGGAGAACUACCAAAAUCCAUCCAUUUAUAUCACUGAAAAUGGGUAUAGUGAAAUUGACAUCAACAAUGUGAAGCAAGGGAUUCGUGAUACGAAGAGGGUGAAAUUCUACCGUGACCAUUUCAAAGCCUUGAAGAAAGCCCUAGACAAAGGGGUUGAUGUGAAAGGGUUCUUUGCAUGGACAUUUCUGGAUACAUAUGAAUGGGGCUCCGGUUACCGGAUGCGGUUUGGCCUGAAUUACGUUGACUAUCAAGAUGGACUGAAGAGGUACCCUAAGCUUUCGGCUCUGUAUUUCAAGCGAUUCCUCAAAUUUGGACAUUGUCCAAUGAAGCCAAUGAAGGAACUCUCCAACUGGCCGGCCGACACCCUAAAGUUCCAAGCCAAUGCCAACCCUUUGGCUUUGAUGCUUAUCAUGGAUGCAUUGUUUACAUUUCUCAUGUUAUCUGCUGCUUGUGCUCUCGCAUUAGCACAAGAGCCAGCUCAUAAAAUAGUGAGUUUUGGUCUUAAACGCUCAGAUUUUCCACCUGGUUUCCUAUUUGGUGCAGCCUCGUCGGCCUAUCAGUAUGAAGGAGCACCAUUUACAGAUGGAAAAGGACAAAGCAUAUGGGAUAAUUAUACACAUACUUAUCCAAAUAAAAUACCUGAUCAGUCUAACGGGGAUGUGGUUGAGGACUUUUAUCAUCGUUACAAGGGCGACAUAAAACUAAUGAAAACUGUUGGUUUGAAUAGCUUCCGAUUAUCCAUCUCAUGGCCACGAAUUAUACCAACCGGGAAGCUAAGAGAUGGCGUGAACCAAAAAGGCAUCGACUUCUACAACAACGUCAUUAACGAGCUUCUGAAAAACGGUAUUGAGCCGUCAGUGACUCUAUUCCAUUGGGAUCUCCCUCAGCAUCUAGAAGACGAAUACAAUGGCUUUUUAAGCUCUGAAAAUAUUACGAAGGAUUUUCUAGAUUUUGCGGAUAUUUGUUUCAAAGAAUUCGGGGAUAGAGUAAAGUUUUGGGCAACAAUCAACGAGCCUUACAUAUUUACCUAUCUGGGUUACGACGCUGGAGAUUUAGCUCCGGGACGAUGUUCUGCCUGGAGAAACAACCAUUGUCCCGCCGGCGACUCUGGAACUGAACCUUACAUUGUUGCCCACAACCUUCUCACUGCUCAUGCUGCUGUAGUUAAUCUCUAUUGGAACAAAUAUAAGGCAAAACAAAAAGGUAAGAUCGGAAUAGUGCUGGUUGUAACAUGGUAUGUGCCCUUCUCCAAGAGGAAAGCCGAUAUUGAUGCAGCUCAACGAGCAUUAGACUUUAUGUAUGGAUGGUUUGCAAACCCAUUGGUUUUCGGGGACUAUCCAGAAAGCAUGAAACGGCUUGUGGGAAAUAGGUUACCGAAGUUCACCGCAAAGGAAUCAAAACUGGUGAAAGGCUCCUAUGAUUUCAUCGGAAUCAAUUACUACAGUGCAAAUUAUGCGGCCAAUACCAUUUACAAUGUUGGAAACAACAUUAGUUAUACUACAGACAACCAGGUUCUCUCAACUGCCGUCAAAUAUGGGAAACCUAUUGGUGAACCGGAAGGAAACAACACCGUAUUCUAUGUGUAUCCGAACGGUCUUCUUGAUGUUCUCCUCUAUACCAAAAACAAAUAUAAUAACCCACUCGUCUACAUCAUGGAGAAUGGAUAUGCUGAAACUGGCAUCGAUAGUGUUCAAGUUGGGGUGCUGGAUUUCAAAAGAGUUGAUUUCUUUGGACAGCAUUUCAAGUAUCUCAAAAAAUCAAUCGAACAUGGGGUCAAAGUGAAGGGCUUCUAUGCAUGGACAUUUUUGGAUACGUUUGAGUGGAAUUCAGGAUUCACAUUGCGAUUUGGUCUUGUCUAUAUAGACUACCCAAAUGAUCUCAAGAGAUCCCUCAAACUUUCAGCUCUGGCUUACCAGAAAUUUCUCAGCACUUAA